Metarhizium acridum CQMa 102 is the source of this 738-nucleotide messenger RNA. RefSeq lists its product as uncharacterized. The record is from RefSeq and is a predicted model, not a curated record. Gene Ontology annotation, cellular component: cytosol. Gene Ontology annotation, biological process: proteolysis. Gene Ontology annotation, molecular function: pyroglutamyl-peptidase activity. NCBI's taxonomy places the organism in Eukaryota, Fungi, Ascomycota, Sordariomycetes, Hypocreales, Clavicipitaceae.
AUGGGUUCACAAAGCAAAGACCAGAAGGAACUGACGGUGCUCGUCACCGGAUUCGGCCCCUUCCGGGAGCAAUACCCCCUCAACCCGUCGUGGGAAAUCGCCAAAGGCCUCCCGUCGCACCUCGCGCCGCUUCGAGCCAAGGACGCCGGCUCCCGAGACGCCCCCGAAACACCGCCCGUCCGCAUCAUCGUCCACCCCGAGCCGAUUCGGGUCAACUACAAGGUGGUGCGGGAUCUGGUGCCCUCCUUCUGGGACACCGCGUACCAGGGCCACGGCGUCGACGUGGCAAUCCACGUUGGCAUGGCCGGGCCCCGGCCCUUCUACCAGAUCGAGCGCCGGGCUCACAGGAGGGGGUACAGGUCGCUCGACGUGGACGGUGAGCUGCCGGCGGACGGGCCCGAGGGAAGGCCCGACGACGAGGAUUGGAUCUGGCACGGCCUGCCGGACGAGAUCCUGACCGACAUUGACGUGGAUGAUGUCUACAAGCGGUGGCAGGCACACAGCCCGAAGGACAUGGACCUGCGCAUCUCGGAGGACCCCGGCCGCUACCUCUGCGACUUCAUCUACUACUCCUCCCUGGCGCACCUGUACAAGGAGAGGCGCCCGCGCAAGGUUGUGUUCCUGCACGUCCCGUCCGACGCGUCGGGCGCGUUCGUCACGCAGGGCCGCGAGCUGGCGGUCAACCUCAUCAGGGCGCUGGUGGAGAGCGAGACGGCCGCCAAGGAGAAACCGCUCUGA